Messenger RNA from Cynoglossus semilaevis (tongue sole), 1023 nucleotides. RefSeq names its product serine/threonine-protein kinase PAK 6-like. The annotation marks the transcript as partial. Gene Ontology annotation, molecular function: ATP binding. The record is from RefSeq and is a predicted model, not a curated record. The transcript has 2 exons. NCBI's taxonomy places the organism in Eukaryota, Metazoa, Chordata, Actinopteri, Pleuronectiformes, Cynoglossidae.
ACUCUGCAGCCCAACGGUAUCCUACCAAAGGCCAAGUCCACCUAUGAAGUGGGCUCCCCCGAGGGACAUUUCCUGCCGCCGUAUCCACAGAACGUGCCGGUGUCGAGUCACGGAGCUUACAUGAACACAGAGGUGGGCAGUCCUCAGGAGCGGGUCAUAUGGAAGAGGGAUUUUCAGCUGCCCAGGGGAAUCCCACCAAAUCACAGACACAUCGCCUGCUUCUACAGUCCGGGUGUGACUGUACAACAGGCGCACGGUGAACAAGGGACAGUCGCACCAGAGAUCAGACCCAACCCACCAUCGUACAUGCACCCGCACAACAGCCCCGGGAGGCCGUUCUCGUCAUACGACCUAAAGGCAGAGUCGACGGUGAGAUACCAUUCAGGCUUCCUGCCCACGGGCACCAGCAGUCCACUUGUGGGGGGCAUCAGACCCCAGCGAACGGUGCGCUCCUCCGCCAGCUACACCCUGGGCCUGUCUCCAAACAUAGGACUUAGACCCAGUGUCCCAGACCAUUUUCACAGACACUCUGGUUGUCCCAACCCUCCUUACCCGAGACAGGACAGUCCCUCUCAACCGCGACCCUCCCCAACCGGAUCACUGGCCACCAGCCCCCCUGGCACAUGCUCUCCGGCUUUUAGGCCUUCACAGCACCCGUCACCCAGACCGCCCCCUGACCCGCCGAAGGUGACCCAUGAACAGUUUAAAGCUGCCCUGCAGAUGGUGGUGGACAAGGGAGACCCGCGGUCCUACCUGGAGAACUUCGUGAAGAUCGGCGAGGGCUCGACGGGGGUGGUGUGCAUCGCCAUGGAAAAGCACAGCGGCAGGGAGGUCGCAGUCAAGAUGAUGGACCUGCGGCGCCAACAGAGACGAGAAUUGCUGUUCAAUGAGGUACAAAGUCACAAGUUAUGUUUCUGAGGGCGGCCAUGUUGGUUCUGACCAGUAGAAGUCAAUCAGUUACAUCCAUUCAGUUCACCUGGACAUGUGCGAACGCUAUCACUCAGAACCAAGGGGUGUGUAAUA